Mugil cephalus (flathead mullet) is the source of this 1046-nucleotide messenger RNA. RefSeq names its product protein NCBP2AS2 (gene ncbp2as2). Bases 277 to 582 code for a protein of 101 amino acids. Lineage: Eukaryota; Metazoa; Chordata; Actinopteri; Mugiliformes; Mugilidae. The transcript has 3 exons. The record is from RefSeq and is a predicted model, not a curated record.
UCAGCGACGCACGGGAAAAAAAAAUCACAGGGGAAGAAAGAGUGAAGUGGAAAUCUGAAAGCGGAAGUGCGUAUAAAGCUACCGGAUCUAGUCCACCGGGUGGUGCAACCGGAAAAAGCCACCGGCGUUAACUUCCGAAUUUGUUAUGUCAUACACCGCGACACAGCGGUCACCUGGUUCACUAGAGGACUCAAACACACUAGAAUUGGACGGGACCAGCUAAGCUACAGCUAAGCUACAGCUAAGCUAACGUACAACCAAGCUACAGCCGGGGAAAUGCUCUCUCGCCUUUUAUUCUCCCUCAUCAACAGACUUCAUGUGGUCGAGAAGCUGGCAGAGUCUCGCCCGAUCCGCAGGGCGGCUCAGAUCACAGCCUACGCCAUCACCAAGGCUCAGAUAGCCGGGCGGGACGCUUCUCAGCGGGUCAUAAGAUCCCAGACGCUCCGGCAGGUGCGUGAGGAGGCCGGUAAAGUCCCCGGAGACCUGGGAGAGGUGGGCACCCGGCUGAAGAGAGUCCGAGAGACAUUUGUGAAUGAAGUGAAGGAGGGAUGGAAGGAAGGCUCCAGGCAGAUCAAGAAGUAAAGAGGACAAAGAGAAAUACUGCGGUUUGACAAGUGGACAGUAUGUGAUGUGUGUUUGCAGCCCCGGGAGGAGGCUGAAGGAGAAACGAUGCCGGAAUAAACUGCCUCAACAAUGCAAAACAACAACAACAACCACAACCAGGAGAAACUCUGCAGGUGUUUUUUUUAAUUAUGUGGCGAGCUCUCUGCUGUUAUCUGUCCAAAUAUCUCCAAAUUAAGCUCAUUAUUAGAGGUCAUUACUAUGAAAUGCUCAAACUGCCUUCUACUCAUCCCAUGACCUCUUCAGAUUAUUCUAUCCUGUUUUGUGUGCAAUCAUCCACUACGGCACCUGCCGAAGAGCCUCUGUGGUUCUGUACUUGGUGAAAUAAUGUCCUGUACAUAUAAAAAGAGCUCUUGUAUGUAUAGACAAUGAAUUUGCCUGUUUAGUUUUCACUGUAGAAAUAAAGAUUAUAAUUUAUGACAUUA